CGAGCUUCAGCACAGUCCAAGAUGGCUGGCGGUAAGGCUGGAAAGGACUCCAGAAAGGCCAAGACAAAGGUGGUUUCCCGCUCGCAGCGAGCCGGCUUGCAGUUCCCUGUGGGCUGUAUUCGUCCACACCUGAAAUCUAGGACAACCAGCCAGAGACGUGUGGGCGCGACCGCUGCUGUGUACAGCACAGCCAUCCUGGAGUACCUCACCGCAGAGGUACUUGAGUUGGCAGGAAAUGCAUCAAAAGACUUAAAGGUAACGCAAAUUACCCCUCGUCACUUGCAACUUGUUAUACGUGGAGAUGAAGAAUUGGAUUCUCUGAUCAAGGCUACAAUUGCUGGUGGCGGUGUCAUCCCACACAUCCACAAAUGGCUGAUUGGGAAGAAAGGACAACAGAAGACUGUCUAA
Apodemus sylvaticus (European woodmouse) is the source of this 408-nucleotide messenger RNA. Its product is annotated as histone H2A.Z-like. Gene Ontology annotation, cellular component: nucleosome. Bases 22 to 408 code for a protein of 128 amino acids. Lineage: Eukaryota; Metazoa; Chordata; Mammalia; Rodentia; Muridae. The record is from RefSeq and is a predicted model, not a curated record. Gene Ontology annotation, molecular function: protein heterodimerization activity; structural constituent of chromatin; DNA binding. The transcript has a single exon.